Molecule: messenger RNA, 2451 nt
Organism: Anopheles stephensi (Asian malaria mosquito)
Lineage: Eukaryota; Metazoa; Arthropoda; Insecta; Diptera; Culicidae
Gene: fws
Product: conserved oligomeric Golgi complex subunit 5
Exons: 4
Coding region: 114-2375 (753 amino acids)
Biological process (GO): intra-Golgi vesicle-mediated transport
Cellular component (GO): COG complex
Source: RefSeq, a predicted model, not a curated record
CGCUCAGAUGUUUUUGACAGUUGCAACUUCUUGUUUUCAUGUAAACAAAUAUACAAAAUAGUUCACGUCAUCGAAUUUUGUGGCUCCCGCAGUAUUGCUAAAAUAAUCCCAAAAUGACCGACGAACUGUGUGAUAAAAUCGAAAACGAUGAGUUCUACAAAAACUUCCUUGCGGAUAAACCCAGCCCGGAGCUCCAGCUAACCGUGGCCAUCAGUGAUCAAAUCACCAAACUUUCGGAAGGUAUCGAACAACUGUCCAGCGCGCUGCAAAAGCAAGUUCGAGAACAGUACGGUGCACUACUAUCGCAAGCCAAACACGCCGGUACACUGAACGCGUCGAUUGAAUCCAUUUCGAGCCAUAUCGAAACGCUUCGCUUCGGUGCCGAACGCUUACGCCGGCAGAUAACCGUACCGUACGAUGUUUUGGAAACGCAAACCAAGGUGCUGGGCCGGUUGCACGAAGCAUCACACGUACUACGCCAGUGUGCCCGCUUUCUGCAGGUACACAAAGCGCUGGACAGUACGACCGAUCUUGCCGAGCAGGCAAGCAUUGUAAACGAGCUGGAAGGACUGAUGGAAGAUGUGGAUCUUACCAAGAUUGACUUUCUGCGUGAAGAAAUAAGCACCGUAAAGAAAGCGAAACAGCGACUGCUAAAGGUAGCAAAUCGAGAUCUUUUCGAGGGCAUUCUCAAAAACAAACACGACCAGGUCGGUGUUUGUGUGCGCAUUUUUCACAAUCUGAAAAUUUUACCCAAAUGUCUUAACAACGUGCUGGAAACGUUCAGCAAUUAUCUGAAGGAUGCGAUUAAAGAAUCGUUCGCCGGGACGGAUGUUGCCAAGCUGCGUAAAACGGGCGCUUCAUCUCCAGCCAAAGAGCGGCACGAAUCACGCCAACUGAAAGGCCCCGGUAAGGCACCGACCCUUACCAACUCGUCCAACUUCCGUACGAAGCUGUGGCAAGCACUGGAAUGGUUGUUCCUGGACGAAAUGUACGGUCACUGCACUCAGGUGCUGUUUCUGCAAAAAUGUCUACUCGAGCUUCCGCUCGGCGACGAGUAUACGCUGGCGAAAGAGUUUGACCGGAAGUUUUGGACCAAUCUGGAGAAACAGUUGGUGAGCUCAUUCAAAUCGGCUCAAUCCCACGUGACGCAAACACUGCAGCAAGGCCUCCCAAAGCUGCUGUCACUGGCCCGUGGUUUGGAAACGAAAAUCGAUCAACACUUUACGUUCGGUGAGAAAGUGUUCGGUUCCCUCGAGGCGGGCUAUCUGGAAAAGUGUGCCAACAACUUUAAAGUUGCGCUGGUCGACAUAGACUUUCCCAACCAGGAAGUGAUCGAUGGAUUGGUGCGGGUCGCUUCGACCGAGCUGAAUGCGGCCAUCGUUGAUCCGCGCCUGAUCGGUCUGGUAACGGGUGUGCUGUGUGUCUCGAACAAGGAUCUUUGGAACAAAAUCGAACGGAACGUGAAGCUCGGUACCGAAACGCAGCAAGUGUUUGACAACCCAAACGUAGCACAAUCGCAAAACAUUACACUGGCAAACAUUAUCUUCUACCAUCACGAAGCAAUCAACCGGUUGGUGCAGAAUUUGGGAACGAAAUUCUCCUCACUGAACGCAUCGAAACGAUUAACGUCAAGCCUCGUUGAAGGAAAAACGAUUACGAUGGCGAUCUUACAACCACUGAUAGCUUCCAUCCAUUCCGCGGUAAACGUUAUCCUACUCUCGAUGCACCGUGAACCGGGCCUGAACUCGAACAACAUUUCCACCUCCGGCCCUUCGCUGUACAUGAAAGAGCUGCAGGACUUUAUCGUUCGCGCCUGGAGCACCCACAUUCUACCGUUUAACGAUCGCUCGAUGAUCGAUGAAGCUGGCCGUAAUCUGGCGAUCCGUUGUAUUGAACUGUUCGUACAAAACUUGGCCACCAUUCGACCGAUUUCAAUGCCGGGCAGACAACGACUCAAAGCCGACUGUCACCAUCUCGAGGGAGCACUGAAACCGAUCGUUUCGGAUCUUUCCUCGCUAGGGAAAAGUUUCCGGCUGCUGCGGGCGAUCGCUUCACUUUAUACCGCUAGCCCCCAGGAACUGGUUGAUCAGACGGCUGAGGAAGGUGGAGUUGUACCACCGUACAUCGUGCUGUUUAUGCUUUUUGGACACGCGGGUAAUGAUAUGGCUAGCCCGCACGUAACGGCUGGUUGGGGCAAUGAGAAGCUGUUACAGUGGUUGGAAAGUCAUUCGGCGGAAAGGGAACGAUUGGAGCUAAUUACGGGAGCACUGCAGAAGUAUCGUACCGUGAUACGGCAGAAGAACAUCACGCAGUACGAUCCUGUGUAUCCGAUCGUGACGAACUAUUUGGAGAAUGUUGCUAAACAUUUGCACUGAGCGAAGGUACAGUGUACGCUUUUUAGGUAUUGUGCAGUAAGUCAUUAAAUAAACUAGAUAAAUCUAUCAUGGAUAA